CAGGUAACACACACUAUAUAUAGCAAGGCCACGCUUCACUGACGCAGUUGUGGAGUUCCUUAUUUAAAUACAUGUGAUUCACUGUCGAAUUCCUCCAUCGGAUAAAUGAAUUGUGUAUCACCUGAAAUCGUCUUUACUACCGCUUGACAUGCAUGUGCGCACAGUGUCCCAGAAGACCGCGGCUUGAAAAUGAAAAACCAGUGCUAUACAUAAAAGUAGAAUGGGAUUAACCUUGACGGUUGUGUGACACAAUUAGACAUGGAUAAAACGCGGAAACUCAGUACGGUUGUGUUCUAUCAGCCGGAUGAAGAAUCGGUACUCAGCCGGCCGGGGGAGGGUCCGGAGCCAACCCCAGAGGAAGUGACGUCAGCAACUGCAGCCUUCCGAAAAAUCAGCAGUAGUCAGAAAAGACCCUCACUGUCAAUUAUCCGGAAAAAUACCGAGUCGGAAGAUAGUGGAGUCAAGUCCGAGGACGAUGGGAAUUCCGCCACGCAGCCAUGGCGAGCACGCUCCAACAGUCGAUGGAGUCGGUUCUCUCGGAACGUCUCGUUUUCUUCCACCAUCUCGCCGUUAUGGGACUUUCCGUCUUUUGACGAGCUGUUCAAUAGUGGUGGAAAAGCCACACUCGCCUUGCACAGGUCCCCUACCUCAAUCAGUGACCUCAUGCCGAGAUCUCCUACAAGCACGUCGUCACUAGGAGGUGAGUCCACCAGGUUAGAGGAAGAAAGUGAAACAAGUGCAACUUCCGGUCAACCCAACAUGGAAUCCCGCCAGUCUGGCCUGUCCGGCAUCUCGCGCCAGGACAGCAUCAUGAGUCAGUCUUUCAGGUCACUCCUCUUUAAAAGCUGGGAAGGCAGCCACAAUAGCUUCGUUAACUUCCGGUCUAGACUGGGCGGAAGUGUCCGUCAUAAGUAUUGCAUGUGUUGCAGGAUCACGAGCAUGCCAUUUGUGUUCGCCAACGUCGCUAUAGGCAUGUUUAUCACGUGUGUAGCUGUGCUGUGUUUCAUCCACUGCCAAGACGAGUUGAUGAUGACGGUGUACGUCCUCGUCAACGGUUUGUUGUCCGUAUUCUUUUUCCCCACCCUCAUCAUGGCAUGGAACAAGCGCGUGGGUGGGUGUGUAAACGAGUCAAAAAAGGGGGAGGAUGACAAGGAGGAAAGUCCGGCUUUUUUCAUCGUUACUCUCCUGUGUCGGAUCAUUUCUUCAAUCACAGGAACGGUCCUACUGGUGUACCGAUACUACUGGAUGGGUCCAGAGUGGGACAGCACCCUAUGUGAAGUUGAAUUUUUCAUGACUUUCGCCGUCAUUACGAUGGAGUGGACACUUCUUGUACUGUUCCUCAUCUUCCCCAUCAUAAUAUACUUCUGUUUUUAUCGCGUCGCGCCAUACCUCCCAGACGAUUUUGAGGACGAGUUACGUAUCACACCGGAAAUGUUCAACGAAUAAUUAUAUUGAAUGGAUAUGUGAUGUGUCAGUCACCGGGAAUAAAGCAUGUUUAUUGAAAAGAUUGCACGAGGACAUUUAAAGUAAGCACGAUGAAACUCAAAACUGGUCACAUUCACAUGUGGAUAUGAUAACCAGUCAAUACUUGGAGUGCAGCAUUCACACCGGAAGUGUUCUGAACGGAGAUAUUUGUGUUACUUGUGUAAGGAGUUGUACAUGGAAUUUACACAAGGCAUUGCAGUAUCUGUUCCGUGUUUAGUAUAUGAAGCGGGAAUGACGUUACUUUAUUUGCUCAAUGAAUAUUAGUAAUUAUUAUUUUGUAUGCCAGAAAUGUCUUCCAAUACAGAACAUCGGAUUGAACAGGUAAAAAAGUGAAUAUAGUGGAACAAUUCAGUUGUGAAUUAUGACUAUAUAGACGAUUAUGUUAUGUUCAAGAGACGCAACUUAUGAAACAUGUAAAUAUUUUGUUUCUUGUUGAAUUUAUACGUUACGUUCACAAUUUAUGCAUACGUAUGCGAGGGCAGACGAAUGACACUGCAUACAGAUUUGUACCUUGUUAACAUUCAUCACCAUGUAAAGCUACACUAUAUAUAUAUAUUUUAUACAUGAGCUGUCACUGUUAUAAGAUGCAAUGAAUAUAUAAUCAGGUAGAACCGACUAGUGUUGUUUAGCCUGACGUUAUUACAUCAUUUGAAUAAAAUGUUACACAUUCAUC
Mizuhopecten yessoensis (Yesso scallop) is the source of this 2158-nucleotide messenger RNA. RefSeq lists its product as uncharacterized. The record is from RefSeq and is a predicted model, not a curated record. Bases 259 to 1446 code for a protein of 395 amino acids. NCBI's taxonomy places the organism in Eukaryota, Metazoa, Mollusca, Bivalvia, Pectinida, Pectinidae. The transcript has 6 exons.